UGAAGCGGAGGAUGAAGACGCCGGAAAGCCGAGCACAAUUCCUUGCUCUGUUUCAGGCGUUGGGGGUGAGGGUGCAGCUCAGCUUUGGGAGCAGGAGCUCGCGACGUGUUUGGAGAGCCGGGUGCUGGCCUUUGUGCCUCAGUUUCCCUUUUGUUCAGCGGGAGAAAGCGCCAUUCCUCUCGCUUGCGGGAGUGUGCCGUGGGGGCCGGGCUCUGCACAGGGGAGGCACCGUCCCACACUGGAUGGUUAUGGCCACCGGUAGAUGAAUGACCAGCACAAGGCUGGCUGAAACGGCUGCGCUUUACCCUGUGGAUUGCCUCCCAUCUUUGAGUGGCAAGUGAGAUGAAUUUAGCAGCUGUGUUUCCUUCUGGGCCACGACAUUUUUUUCUCGUCGAGGACUGCUUUGGGCCAAGUGCACGGGCUGCGCUCCCUGGGAGAAAGCAUCCCAGCACACAGUUUGAUUGAGGACCGGCGGCCGCAGCUCAUCCUCUGGCAGGCGCAGAAGAUGCAGGAGUCUGCAUAGCAGACGCUGCGGUGUGCCCCGGCACUCCCCAAACAAGGUUUUGGGAGAAUCGGGGGCCGGCAGACUGCCUUGGCAGUGGUGGGGACAGCGGUUCGAUCCCGCGUGCUUCCUCCCGUCCGCCAGCGCGCAGCAGACGUGGAGAAGGACGCAGCCACCCUGUCUCCUUGUCAGUGUGGAGUUUGGAGCCAAAUAAACAGCCCGGCACACCCCCACCCCGAUCGCCUUACAGAGCCCGGUGCCGGAGCCCAGCGCUGAAUUUAGAGCCCUUAUCUAUUGUCAGCCUCUGCGGUCGCUGCUGCUCUGCCGAGGGGGGUUGUUUGCCCCAGAUCCCCUUUUUGCUCCUGACACAGAUCUUCAAUGUUGGAAGUGCCAGGGGCUGGUUGGAGCUGCGAUGGUUGAGUCUGAGCAUUGGGAUGGAGGCAGGAACCUGGUCUUGCCUGUUCCUGGUGGUGUUGGCCAGAUCUUUCCCAUCCAUCUCUCCAACGGACUCUCCGGUUUCUGAGCAGCUGCUGACGCCUCAGCCCCACUGGAUCCGACCUCGCAGGAGGAUACCAUGAACUGAGCAAGGAGCGACGCAAAACUUUUUUUUUUUUUUUUUUUUUUCUUUUUUUGUUUGUUUUUCAUCCGAAAAAAAACCCCCCACACUCUUUAAUGAAAGCAUUUUAAAACGGGGUUACUUUUCCCCUCCCCUGAACUGAAGUCGUCCCGGGUGCAGUGAGGAUUUCUGGAGAAGAUGGGGAGAAAAAAGAUCCAGAUCCAGCGGAUCACAGACGAGCGGAAUCGGCAGGUGACCUUCACCAAGCGCAAGUUUGGCUUGAUGAAGAAAGCCUACGAGCUGAGCGUCCUCUGCGACUGCGAGAUCGCCCUGAUCAUCUUCAACCACUCGAACAAGCUGUUCCAGUAUGCCAGCACCGACAUGGACAAGGUGCUGCUCAAGUACACCGAGUACAAUGAGCCCCACGAGAGCCGGACCAACGCGGACAUCAUUGAGACAUUAAGAAAGAAAGGUUUUAACGGCUGUGACAGCCCGGAGCCCGACGGCGAUGACUCGAUAGACCAGAGCCCCUUGAUGGAGGAUAAAUACCGUAAAGGCAGCGAGGAUCUGGAUAUCCUGUUCAAGCGAUACGGUUCCGCAGUGCCCGCUCCGAACUUCGCCAUGCCCGUGACGGUGCCGGUGACCAACCAAAACACGCUGCAGUUCAGCAACCCGGGCAGUUCGCUAGUGACCCAGUCCCUGGUGACCUCCUCGCUGACGGACCCCCGGCUCCUCUCGCCGCAGCAACCGGCGCUGCAGAGAAACACCGUGUCCCCGGGGCUGCCACAGAGGCCAGCCAGCGCAGGGGCGAUGCUUGGGGGAGAUCUGAACAACACGAACGGAGCCUGCCCGAGCCCCGUGGGAAACGGCUACGUGAGUGCCAGAGCCUCUCCGGGUCUCCUUCCCGUGUCCAACGGCAGCAGCUUGGGCAAGAUCAUCCCAGCCAAGUCCCCGCCACCGCCCUCCCACAGCACGCAGCUUGCCACCAACAGCCGCAAGCCGGAUUUACGUGUGAUCACCUCGCAGAGUGGGAAGGGGCUAAUGCACCAUUUGACGGAGGACCACUUGGCUCUGCAGAAUACGCAGCGGUUAGGUGUCUCCCAAGCAACUCACUCUUUAACCACACCGGUUGUUUCUGUCGCUACUCCGAGUUUGCUGACGCAGGGGCUGCCUUUCUCUGCCAUGCCCACAGCGUACAACACAGAUUAUCAACUGACAAGCGCCGAGUUGUCUUCGCUGCCAGCGUUCAGCUCACCUGGUGGGCUGUCCCUCGGCAACAUCUCUGCUUGGCAGCAGCAGCAGCAGCAACAGCAACAGCAGCAGCAGCAGCAGCAGCAGCAACAGCAACAGCAGCAGCAACAGCAGCAGCAACAGCAGCAGCAACAGCACCUGGUUCCUGUAUCACUAGGAAAUUUAAUACAAGGGAGUCACUUGUCCCACACCACCACUUUGACUGUCAACACCAACCCCAACAUCAGCAUCAAGUCGGAACCCGUCUCGCCCAACCGGGAAAGAAACACUGCUACCCCGCUCAGCACCUUCCCCCACCAGCCGCGGCACGAGCCCACCGGCCGCUCGCCCGUCGACAGCCUCAGCAGCAACACCAGCUCCUACGAAGGCAGCAGCGAGCGGGACGAUCCUGCCCGCCCCGAUUUCGGCUCAUCCCUGGGCCUCCUGCGACCCACCAGCGAGCCCGAGGGGGAAAGCCCCUCUGUAAAGCGUAUGCGUUUGGAUACCUGGGUCACAUAACGGGUCCCUGCCGUCCCUGGGAGUGUCGCCGGCUCGCAGCGGGGCCAUGGGGAGGGGACGGGAGG
Messenger RNA from Aquila chrysaetos chrysaetos, 2872 nucleotides. It is a transcript of the gene MEF2D, whose product is annotated as myocyte enhancer factor 2D. The record is from RefSeq and is a predicted model, not a curated record. Lineage: Eukaryota; Metazoa; Chordata; Aves; Accipitriformes; Accipitridae. Bases 1257 to 2807 code for a protein of 516 amino acids. Gene Ontology annotation, biological process: positive regulation of transcription by RNA polymerase II; cell differentiation. The transcript is spliced from 15 exons. Gene Ontology annotation, molecular function: protein dimerization activity; RNA polymerase II cis-regulatory region sequence-specific DNA binding; histone deacetylase binding.